Messenger RNA from Hippocampus comes (tiger tail seahorse), 3593 nucleotides. RefSeq names its product LON peptidase N-terminal domain and ring finger 1 (gene lonrf1). The record is from RefSeq and is a predicted model, not a curated record. The transcript is spliced from 12 exons. Bases 137 to 2377 code for a protein of 746 amino acids. NCBI's taxonomy places the organism in Eukaryota, Metazoa, Chordata, Actinopteri, Syngnathiformes, Syngnathidae. Gene Ontology annotation, molecular function: protein binding; ubiquitin protein ligase activity.
CGUGACGUGAGUUUUUAUGUAACCAAACGUUGGUCCACGGGGAAAGUCAGUGGACUACCCACUAAAGGAGAGAUGAAUAGUCGAGUUAACAGAAGAAACGCCAGUUACUCCUAACGUUGUAUUUUUCUAAAUUAACAUGUCGCUCCAGAAGCCAGCUGAGGAAGCGACUGGGCAGAGGAGCGCUUUCUUCAUAGGCACCAAACAGGACGACGUCCCUGAGCAGGAAAAGGAGGACCACCAGCAGCUCAUCCUGCUAAAAGCCAACGCUUUAGCCUCGGAGAACUCCCUUAAAGAGGCCAUUUACUGGUUCUCGGUGGCCUUGCGCUACGGGCCCAUCAGACCCGAACAGCUAAGCACUUUUGUGGACUGUAUAGUGCGGAACCAAAGAGAAAAUGCAUCCUGCGGCUCGGACUCGUCGUCGAAGCGGGACUCGGAGGAGCAGGGUAGCCACUGGGAUAAAGUGUUCGACUGCCCCAAUUGCCAUAGCUUUUUAGGGGAACCAGUAACGUUAGCGUGUGGACACUCAUUCUGCAAGAGGUGUUUGCAGCGAGGGCUGUUCUCCAGGUGCAAGUUGUGCCACGAAGCAGUGACACUCGAAGGAAAGCCCAACGUGAUUUUGUGCGGACUUUUAGCCAAAUGGUUACCCGUCGAGGUAAAACGCUCCAAAAGACUCAGCGAAGUGGACGAACUGUAUCGGCGCAAACGCUGCCUUGAAGCCAUUCGCCAAGCGAGCGACCUGAUCCAAGAAGAGCCCGAAACAACAGCAGAAGCGCGACUCUCAAGAGCAGAAGCAUAUAUGUCCUUAAAAGAGUUUGAUCUUGCUUUGGAGGACAUUGAAUUUUGUCUUGCAUCCAGCUGUUCUGCUGAGGCUUUGUUUAGGAAAGCCACGGUGCUACACGAGAUGGGCGAAGUGGACGAGUCUCUGCAAGUCUUUCUCAACUGCCUUGCCGUGGACGAAGACUUCCCCUGCGCAAAAAGACAAGUAGAAAAGAUUCUAUGUGACCUGCUCUCUUCGGCUAACGACAACGUGAAGGUGGGCCUAAGGGAAACAGCGCAGAAUACGUCGCACCACUUGCGCAAUAAAACCCUUGUGGCCGACGCACAAGUCAAGUCACAUGUUCCAAUCCAAAGACAAAGCCAGCACCAGGUCCGCGCUGUGUCGGCACACCACCCAAAAGACAAGCAGGGGAAACGCCGGGAGAGUCUUGAGCGUCCCAGUCUGAGUAGAGCUCAUUCGUUGCGUUCUCAUGGCUCCGCCUCUGGCGAGCAGGGUCUGAAGAGAGUCUGCUCCGCCCCUCAGCUUGGGGACCAGGAGAAGGCGAGUCUGCUGAAGCGGAAGUUGUCCGUUUCUGACGUUGGGCCGUGCAUUGUGGCCAAUGGAAGCAGCAAGUAUAAAAAACAAGGUGUGAGAAAUUGCCAAAAAACAGCAGUCGCAGCUAAAACUUACAGAAGUGUUCGAAAGGAUCUCAUUGACACCAAUGACCUUGAGUGCUCUCUCUGCAUGAGGUUAUUCUAUGAGCCUGUGACGACGCCGUGCGGCCACACCUUUUGUAAAAUCUGUCUGGAACGCUGUUUGGACUACACGCCACAUUGUCCACUGUGCAAAGAGAGCCUAAAAGAGUAUCUAGCCUGUAGAAAGUACAGUGUGACAAGUGUGCUGGAUGUGCUGAUCAAACAGUAUUUUGGUCAGGAGUAUGAGGAGAGGACCAAAACUCACCUGGAGGAGACCAGAGAGCUUUCUGACUUGACAAAGAACGUGCCUAUCUUUGUAUGUACCAUGGCAUACCCCACGGUGCCUUGCCCGCUGCAUGUAUUUGAGCCACGUUAUCGCCUCAUGAUCCGCCGCUGCAUGGACACUGGCACGCGGCAGUUUGGGAUGUGUAUUAACGACCCCCAGAAAGGGUUUGUCGACCAUGGAUGUAUGCUCAUCAUCCGCAGUGUUCACUUCCUGCCUGAUGGUCGUUCGGUGGUGGACACUAUUGGAGGCAAGCGCUUCAGAGUCCUGUCCCGAGGAAUGAAGGACGGUUAUAGUAUUGCUGACAUUGAGCAUUUGGAAGACACUCGGGUGGAGACCAGAAAAGAGCUCGAGAGCCUACAAGAGCUUCAUGAUGCUGUAUACAAUCAAGCCCGAGUCUGGUUCCAGAACCUCAAGAUCCGAUUCCACAACCAGAUCCUUCAGCAUUUUGGACCAAUGCCCGAGAGGGAAGCUGAUAUCCAGGCGACUCCUAACGGUCCUGCUUGCUGCUGGUGGCUGCUGGCCGUGCUGCCCAUUGACCCGCGCUACCAGCUCUCUGUCCUCUCCAUGACCAGCCUCAAAGAGCGCCUGGUGAAGAUCCAGCACAUUCUCACCUAUCUGCAGAGCAUCCCCAACAGUUAAGAGCUUCCUCUUCUCGUCCUCGCCACUCCGCCGAUUGGACGCUUUAAAGCGCGCUCACCCGAACUUGACACUUGCAGCUCCAAACCUACUAUGCUAAAAAGAUUCUUGAGCAUGCCGAGACGUGGCCAAACCGCCUCAGGGAUUCUUCCGGUGACGCACAUUGUUUGUCACGUCAAACACGAGUCACACGAGGUGAAGCGGCUUUCGCCUUUCCAGAAUUAUGCAGAGGAACUUCCUGAUGUACGGUGACAGCGUCAAGCCUUGUGCACACAAUGAAGUGGCCAUCACUGAGAUGGAUUGAGAAUGUUGGUUUGGGUCAAAUUUCACCUGUUGAAAGAGGUGGGGCGAGGGGCAAGGGGGGAGGAAGGUGAUCGAGAUGCCAUCGGGCAAAUCCAGAAUGUUGCAUUUAAAAAAAAAAAAAAAGAGGAAAAAAGGUCUACAUAAUACCCAAGUGCAACCAACUCACAUUGAUGGUCCACGCUGUCCCACUAAAGGACAAUAACCAGACUGCCCACAUUUGUGUUUUGUAUUCCUCCCCCGUGCCAAGUGCGCUAAACUUCCAUCAUGUCCCGGACUUCCUGACACCGUGUGUGUUGUUUCCAUGUGGUCAUGCUGAAAAACACUGAUGACAACAAAUUGUCAUCCUGAAUGUGUACUUGUCAAAAUCUUCCUCCCACAGUGAACUAAUAGCUCCAAAAAUCUUCCAAAAUUCGUCACCUAAAACGGGAGAUAUUUAUGUGUCGAACUACUUCUCAAUACAACACUCAGCUACUCCCAAUGAAUUAAGUGCAUGGAAUACAAGUUGUUUGUACAUUCUGACCUUAUUUUUGUGUAGACGUUUUCAGUAGGGGAUAUUGCAAUAUGAAAUCACCGAAUCAGUAUAUGCUGGAUGCAUCUACAAGGCAGACCUUUAAUAUUAUUCCGAAUAUUCAGCACCCAUUCAUCUUGCUCUGCUUGGCGGGGAGAACCUGUUGCCUUACAGCAUUUGACUUUGUGAUUUCAAGUUACACUAAACUUGGUUUACCAGUCUUUCCCAUCUUGAUAUGAAGUAUGUUAUGAUUGUAUUUUUCCAGCAGUCUCAAGUUGGAAAGAUAUUGGAAAGAUACAAAUUCAUGGCUGGUUUACUUAAAUGAUUUGUGAAAAGGUUUUUUUUUUUUGUUUAAGGUAUUGCUAUUUGCUCUGUUUUAAGUUAAUGAUUUUCAGUAAUAAAAAAAAA